CAUAGCCUUGCCCCUUUACUCUGACGCCAUUACCUUAACCCCGGAAGUGACGUGGUGACGGAUGGCGGACCGUGCUGCACAGUGCCUGAGCUCGGCAAGCUGAGCCCGACAGCGACAGCAGCAGGAGGAGGGGGGGACAUGGGGCGCGACGGACCCUGGUGACCAGACAGCGGAUUAUCAAUGCAAGACAGCGGUACUGUGGAAAGUUUGUCGGGAAACUAGAAAUUUAUCUAUCUUGCUGUACAAUGUGAGGGAAAACUAGAUACAUUUGUCAAGUUUAAAAGAUUUGGUGAUUUGCUAUGGACAGCGCCAUUACUCUUUGGCAGUUCCUGCUUCAGCUUCUGCAAGAACCUCACCACCAGCAGUUGAUCUGCUGGACGUCCAAUGAUGGGGAGUUUAAACUGCUGAAGGCUGAAGAAGUGGCCAGACUGUGGGGGGUGCGCAAGAACAAGCCAAGCAUGAACUAUGACAAGCUGAGUAGAGCUCUCCGUUAUUACUAUGUAAAGAACAUCAUCAAAAAAGUGAAUGGACAGAAGUUUGUUUAUAAGUUUGUCUCUUACCCUGACAUCCUGACCAUGGAUCCACUGGCUUUAGGGAAAGGAGAAGGAGAAAUAGAUGGGAACUCUGCUGACUCUGUCAGCAACUGCACUGUGCGAGACAAGGAAAACUGUAGUAAGGAGAGAUUAUUAUGUCCCACUGCCAAAUCCUCAGGACGCAAUGAUUACAUUCAUUCUGGUCUGUACACAUCAUUCACUCUCAAUUCCCUGAAUACAGCUGGUGUAAAGCUCUUCAGACCUGUUGCUGUGGAACAUCAAGUUGAUAAGAAAAUUGUCACAGAAACAUCUCCCUCAGUGAUUAAGUUUGUGAAAACACCAGCCAGAAACUCAGAGCAUAUACAAUAUGUCCCGUCAGCCACGUCUCAGCCUACAGAAGCCCAUGAAAAAUCUCCAGAACCUCCCAGAGAAACGAAAACAAACUAUCCUUUUUCUCUACAUAACCCUUCCAUCUCACCCCUUCCAGAACCCUCUGAAGCCUUAUCGCCUGCUCUGACUUCCAGUCAGGAUAUGGCAGUCGAUACAGAUUUGGAGUCUGUAACUUCACAGCCUCUUGAUUUUCCCAGUGAUGUGACCAUUGAGGUAGAUGAACUUGAACCCGAGCAUGAAGCUGAACCUGAGCCCUACCUACUGGAUAUGAAGAGCACAAAGUCUAAAAAGCCCAAAGAGCUUGAGUUGACACCAACAUUAGUAAUCACCACCAGCGAUUCCAACCAUUUGGGUAUCCUCAGUCCAUCCUUGCAGACAGCAUCUCUGACACCAGCAUUUUUCUCCCAGACCCCUAUUUUACUCACCCCAAAUGCCAUGCUUUCCAGCAUUCAUUUUUGGAGCACACUGAGUCCAGUUGCUCCUCACAGCCCUGCCAGGCUGCAUGGUGCAAAUACACUGUUCCAGUUUCCUUCGGUGUAUAACGGUCAUAUGCCGCUCACAUUAUCAAGCUUCGAUGGUCCAUCCACCCCAGGUCCUUUUACUCCUGAUUUUCUGAAGUCCUUGCAGACGCACCAGUAAUGGAACCGAAAGAGACGUGAAACUUUUUUAUAUCAACAUUUCUACAGACGGCAAAUACCUUUUCUCUCGCUGCAGUCUAAUGUACUUUUCACCUCCAUUGUAUGUGAUUCUAGGAUUAGUCAUGCAAGUAUUUUAUGAUGUAACAAAACAUAAUUGUCAUUAGAUAAUACAGUGCCCUGUUAGGAGAUUAAAAGCUGGCCACAAUCUUUUGCACUUGAGUAGAGUAUAACAAACUAUUCAAACCUCACAGAAUUUGCCUUAAGUGUUCGUUGUCAGACCCUAGCCCCACCAAACAGGAGAAUGGGCUGAUUAGCAUUUCCCCAGCUCUAUCUGUAGACUAUAAAUUCUGCAAAGUGCACGUUUGCAAACAAAAUGGGAAAUUAAUGUUUUGAAGAAUGACCAAGCUAAAAUGGAGGCAACAAUUUUAUCGGAUGACUAUGCACCUCUGCAAUGGUUAAUAAAAUUAAUAAUCCUGGGAUUUGAAGAAUAGAAUGCAAUAUGGAAUAGCACUUAUGAGAAGACUUUUGUCUAAAUGAGUAGAACUGGGAUUUUAUUUUUACUUUUGACAGAAAUGAGUACUCCGGCAUAAGCCGUUAUUUUUGAUAAUUCAUUAUUUUUUCCAGCAAUUGACCUAUAUUUGAUCUAACAUGAGGUAUUUUCUGGGAUGCUUUAAAAUAUAAAGAUGAUGGGGGUAAUUCCAAGUUGAUCGCAGCAGGAAUUUAGUUAGCA
Molecule: messenger RNA, 2291 nt
Organism: Pseudophryne corroboree (corroboree frog)
Lineage: Eukaryota; Metazoa; Chordata; Amphibia; Anura; Myobatrachidae
Gene: ELK4
Product: ETS transcription factor ELK4
Exons: 6
Coding region: 300-1562 (420 amino acids)
Biological process (GO): cell differentiation; regulation of transcription by RNA polymerase II
Cellular component (GO): nucleus
Molecular function (GO): sequence-specific DNA binding; DNA-binding transcription factor activity, RNA polymerase II-specific
Source: RefSeq, a predicted model, not a curated record